Messenger RNA from Mirounga angustirostris (Northern elephant seal), 2735 nucleotides. RefSeq names its product arachidonate 12-lipoxygenase, 12S type (gene ALOX12). The coding region runs from base 120 to 2369 and encodes 749 amino acids. Gene Ontology annotation, cellular component: cytosol; sarcolemma. Gene Ontology annotation, biological process: hepoxilin biosynthetic process; linoleic acid metabolic process; lipoxygenase pathway. The record is from RefSeq and is a predicted model, not a curated record. The transcript is spliced from 13 exons. NCBI's taxonomy places the organism in Eukaryota, Metazoa, Chordata, Mammalia, Carnivora, Phocidae. Gene Ontology annotation, molecular function: iron ion binding; protein binding; linoleate 13S-lipoxygenase activity.
CGCAGACCAUCUUUAAAGGCCCGCAGCCACCCGAAGGUGCCUCGACAGCCGCCGGCGGCCCCGGACGAUCCGCAGCGGCACGCAGCACCCGGCUCCCGCGCCCGAGCUGCCGGGGCGCCAUGGGCCGCUACCGCAUCCGCGUGGCCACCGGGGCCUGGCUCUUCUCGGGGUCGCACAACAGCGUGCAGCUGUGGCUGGUCGGGGCGUGCGGGGAGGCGGAGCUGCAGCUGCAGCUGCGGCCGGCGCGGGGCCAGGAGGAGGAAUUUGAUCGCGACGUUCCCAAGGACUUGGGGCCCCUGCAGUUCCUGAAGCUGCGCAAACACCACUCCCUGGUGGACGACGCGUGGUUCUGCGACCUCAUCACAGUGCAGGGCCCGGGUGCCUGCGAGGAGGCCGCCUUCCCCUGCUACCGCUGGGUGCAGGGCCAGGGCGUGCUGAGCCUGCCCGAGGGCACCGCACGCCUGGCAGGAGACAAUGCCCUGGACGUGUUCCAGAAGCAUCGAGAGAACGAACUGAAGGAAAGACAAGAGCUGUACUGCUGGGACACCUGGAAGGAGGGGUUACCCCUGACCAUAGCUGCCGGGUGUCAGGACGAUCUGCCUCCAAACAUGAGAUUCCAUGAGGACAAGAGGCUGGACUUCGAGUGGGCACUGAAGGCGGGAGCGCUAGAGAUGGUCCUCAAACGUGUCUACACCCUCCUGAGCUCCUGGAAUCGUCCGGAGGAUUUUGAUCAGAUCUUCUGGGGCCAGAAGGGCGCCCUGGCUGGUCAGUGGUUCCCCCAGGUCCCUAUACAUUCCCGAGGGCCCCUCUGGACAACCCGACCUUCACAACCCAGAGUCCCCCACGACUCCUUCCCAGCUGAGGCCCUAGGAGGCCUGAUCAUCUCACAGCGGCCUCCAGAAUGCAAAGCCAGGGUCUGGAGACAGGGCGCUUGUGUGCCAGAACCGCUGGGGGGGGGCCUGGAGGAGAGGGACCUCCGGGUGCUGGUAAAUGCCCACUCCUACAUUCCACCUGACCCCACAGAGAAGGUCCACCAGUGCUGGCGGGACGAUGAGCUUUUUGGCUACCAGUUCCUCAACGGCGCCAACCCCAUGCUGUUGAGACGCUCCACCUCUCUGCCCUGCCGGCUCGUGCUGCCCCCCGGGCUGGAGGCACUGGGGGCCCAGCUGGAGAGAGAGCUCCAGAACGGUUCCCUGUUUGAGGCCGACUUCAUCCUGCUGGAUGGAAUUCCAGCCAACGUGAUCCGGGGCGAGAAGCAGUACCUGGCCGCCCCCCUCGUCCUGCUGCGGAUGACACCCAAUGGGAAGCUGCUGCCCGUGGUCAUCCAGAUCCAGCCUCCCAGCCCCAGCACCCCCACCCCCCAGCUGUUCCUGCCCUCAGAUCCCCCAUUCGCCUGGCUCCUGGCAAAGGUCUGGGUCCGAAAUGCCGACUUUCAACUGCACCAGCUCCAGUAUCAUCUGCUGAACACUCACCUGGUGGCCGAGGUCAUUGCUGUGGCCACCAUGAGGUGCCUCCCGGGGCUGCACCCUGUCUUCAAGCUCCUGAUCCCGCACAUCCGCUACACCAUGGAGAUCAACACCCGGGCCAGAUCCCAGCUCAUCUCAGAAGGAGGAAUAUUUGACAAGGCGGUGAGCACCGGCGGAGGGGGCCACGUGCAGUUGCUGCGUCGGGCCAUGGCUCAGCUGACCUACCGCUCCCUCUGUCCUCCCGACGACCUGGCUGACCGUGGCCUGCUGGGAAUCCCAAGUGCCCUCUACGCGCAUGAUGCUUUACGGCUCUGGGGGAUCACUGCCCGGUACGUGGAGGGCAUCGUCCACCUCUUCUACCACAGGGAUGACAUCGUGAGAGGGGACCCGGAGCUGCAGGCCUGGUGUCGGGAGAUCACUGAGGUGGGGCUGUGCCAGGCCCAGGACCGAGGUUUCCCCGUCUCCUUCCAGUCCCGGAAGCAACUCUGCCAUUUCCUUACCAUGUGUGUCUUCACAUGCACUGCUCAGCACGGGGCCAUCAACCAGGGCCAGCUGGACUGGUAUGCCUGGGUCCCUAAUGCCCCAUGCACAAUGCGGAUGCCCCCACCCACCACCAAGGAAGAUGUAACAAUGACCACGGUGAUGGGCUCACUACCUGAUGUCCGACAGGCCUGUCUUCAAAUGACCAUCACAUGGCAUCUGGGGCGCCGCCAGCCAGACAUGGUGCCUCUGGGGCAUCACAAAGAAAAAUAUUUCUCAAGCCCCAAGGCCAAGGCUGUAUUAAACCAAUUCCAAACGGAUUUGGAAAGCCUGGAAAGAGAGAUUACAGCCCGGAAUGAGCAACUCGACCUGCCCUAUGACUACCUGAAGCCCAGCCACAUAGAGAACAGUGUCACCAUCUGAGGCCUGCGGCACCCCCACCUGCAAGACUUAGAUCAGCUCCAGUACUAACAUUUCCAUCUUGAAUGUCAUGGUUUCCAAAGGCUCUGCUGCUAAAGCUCUAUUUUCUCCCCCAACCAAAUCCCCUACGUCAGUAUCCCACUCGCCCAGGGGGUGGGCAGCAAACCUUUCCUGUAAAGGGGCAGGUAAUAAAUAUUUUAGGCUUUGUAGGCUGCACGGUCUCUGUCACAACUACUUUAACUUCCCCGACAGGGCACAAAAGCAGCCACAGACGAUAUGUAAGUGAAUGAGUGUGACCGUGUUCCCGUAAAACUUAUGAGCAGUGAAACAGGAACUGCACGGGUCACAAAAUACUCUCCUUUUGCGUUG